Puma concolor (puma) is the source of this 1134-nucleotide messenger RNA. The record is from RefSeq and is a predicted model, not a curated record. NCBI's taxonomy places the organism in Eukaryota, Metazoa, Chordata, Mammalia, Carnivora, Felidae.
AUGAAUCUUUUUAUUUAUGUCCUGCUUUUGGUUAUUUGGACAAAUAGUUGUUUAGAUACGAACCAAAGUUAUGGAUCUCCUACCACAGGACCCAAACACGUCGAAUCAAUGGACGCCAAACUGGACAGCUUCAGGAGACGUCUACUGGUUAUCACAAUUGGUAUUAUGAUUAUAGCUUUCGUAUUCACCUGUUUUUGUUUCAUCCAUUACAACUGUCUGAGCGACGACGCGCCCAAGGCAGAAACGCUCAAGAAAGGUGUGCCAGCCAAGUUGUCCACACCACCAUCCAAAAUGUCAUUCAGCGAAUCCAAGACAGCCAGCCCAUGCAGUCUAGAAAACCAAUCCCUGCUGUCUGGUAUAGACAAGUUAUCUAGUGUCUCAUGUCCGGAAAAGUCCUCCAUAUCAUCCAGCACAAAAAAGUCCGUCGGGCCCUCGAGUCUAGAAGAGCUGUGUGUGUCCUCUAGUACACAAAAGUUCAACAAUCCGUCAAGUCAAAGGAAGAAAAGUCCACCGUGCUCAGUAAAAAAAUUCAACUCAUCGCACCUGGAGAAGCCAUAUCGAACACUCAAUCUGGGAAAGCCAUAUAAGCCAGCUCAUGCCCAUAAGCUAGUUGGUCAGGCCACUUCAUCCUACCGAAAUAAGGCAGCGAGGCCACCCCGGCCGGCCGGUCUGCAAUACGCAGUCAGGCCAACCAAGCCACUUUGUCCACCCCACCCGCAAAGUCGCAUCUCGCCACCCAAGCGAUCCAGUGUGCAGAAACCAACCAAGUCCCCUAGACAUCGUAAACUCAAAGGGUCAGUUUGUGCCCGUAGCGCAGACAUGUUAUCGAGGCCUCAGUUAAUCAAGCCUUGCCGGCGCUAUAAGGAAAGAUGUCUCGUCUGCCAAAGUUCUGAGUCUUUGAUCAGUAAUAUUUCUGAGGCACAGAAUAGAAAUGCUCAAAACCCACUUUGUCCAAGUGAAGCGAAGCCUUGCGCCCAGUCCUUUCUCAAGGCAGAUUACAGAGACCACGUAUUCCGUGGCAACGUGAGCUACAGUGAUACUACGACAUAUGACAGUAAUGACAGUGAUAGGGAGGUAACCAUUAUUUGCAACAUGAAACACGAGGCCACCCCUGAACGCAUCCAAGAUAAUUAA